Messenger RNA from Lemur catta (Ring-tailed lemur), 807 nucleotides. RefSeq names its product mitochondrial ribosomal protein L35 (gene MRPL35). The transcript is spliced from 5 exons. Gene Ontology annotation, molecular function: structural constituent of ribosome. Gene Ontology annotation, biological process: translation. NCBI's taxonomy places the organism in Eukaryota, Metazoa, Chordata, Mammalia, Primates, Lemuridae. Bases 134 to 769 code for a protein of 211 amino acids. The record is from RefSeq and is a predicted model, not a curated record. Gene Ontology annotation, cellular component: mitochondrion; ribosome.
UCAAUAAACAUUGAGUUAUCCACUCCUUUGUUCUUUUCCUCUCCCUUGACCCUGCCCCGGUUGCUUUUCCUUUAUUCACUUUCGCUCUGGUGCUUUUAAGCCCAAUGCGGCCGCCGUAGGCGAGGAGAGCAAGAUGGCUGCAUCUGCUUUUGCCGGUGCCGUGAGAGCAGCUUCAGGAAUCUUACGGCCCCUGAAUAUUUUGGCAUCAUCAGCCUAUCGGAACUGCACCAAGAAUGCCUCUUUUAUUUCUGGACUGUCCACUGGACAUUUUAGUCAUAUUCAGACACCAGUUGUUUCCUCUGUGCCCAGACUUUUGACGUCGGCCAGCAACCUGACAUGUGGGCAUACUGCAACAAUCCUUAAUAGAGUGGCCCCCUUGUUUCCAAGUGUCCUGAAGCUGCCAGUCAGAACUGUAACAUACUUCAGUACACUAAAAGGCAAGAGAAAGACUGUGAAAGCUGUCGUCUAUAGGUUUCUUCGACUUCACUCUGGCCUUUGGAUAAGGAGAAAGGCUGGUUAUAAGAAAAAAUUAUGGAAGAAGACACCUGCAAGAAAAAAACGCUUGAGGGAAUUUGUGUUCUGUAAUAAAACCCAGAGUAAACUCUUAGAUAAAAUGACGACGUCUUUCUGGAAGAGGCGGAACUGGUACUCCACCAUUUGUAGAAGAAGACAUGCUCAGAGUAAAGUAAAAUGUCGGACCAAAGGUCUAUUUGCAGAAUUAGAACUGCCUACCAAUGAACUAUUUGCACAGCUACCCAGUUUCCACUGAUGAUCUUUUAAAAUGUAAACCAGUGAUACUUCCAGGUU